Molecule: messenger RNA, 1104 nt
Organism: Trichosurus vulpecula (common brushtail)
Lineage: Eukaryota; Metazoa; Chordata; Mammalia; Diprotodontia; Phalangeridae
Gene: WNT6
Product: Wnt family member 6
Exons: 4
Coding region: 1-1104 (367 amino acids)
Biological process (GO): canonical Wnt signaling pathway; neuron differentiation; multicellular organism development
Cellular component (GO): extracellular region
Molecular function (GO): frizzled binding; cytokine activity
Source: RefSeq, a predicted model, not a curated record
AUGCUACCGCCAGCUCCGACUCGCCUGGGACUUGUUCUGCUUUUGCUCUGUCCCGCCGACGUGGGCGGGCUCUGGUGGGCUGUGGGGAGCCCCCUGGUCAUGGACCCCACCAGCAUCUGCCGGAAGGCUCGGCGGCUAGCAGGACGGCAAGCAGAACUGUGUCAGGCUGAGCCUGAGCUGGUGGCGGAGCUGGCACGGGGUGCCCGGCUAGGUGUAAGGGAGUGCCAGUUCCAGUUCCGAUUCCGACGCUGGAACUGUUCCAGCCACAGCAAGGCCUUUGGGCGAAUCCUGCAGCAGGAUAUCCGGGAGACAGCCUUCGUCUUUGCCAUCACAGCAGCUGGGGCCAGCCAUGCAGUGACCCAGGCCUGCUCUAUGGGAGAGCUGCUGCAGUGUGGCUGCCAAGCCCCCCGUGGACGAGCCCCACCCCGGCCCCCUGGGCUCCCCAACCUCUCUGGGACUCCAGGGCCUCCGGGCCCUGGGAGUUCCUUGGAUGGCAAUGCAGCCUGGGAGUGGGGGGGCUGUGGGGACGACGUGGACUUUGGGGAUGAGAAGUCUCGGCUCUUCAUGGAUGCCCGGCACAAGCGGGGCCGAGGUGAUAUCCGGGCAUUGGUGCAGCUACACAACAAUGAGGCUGGAAGGCUGGCGGUGCGGAGUCACACGCGCACGGAAUGUAAGUGCCACGGCCUCUCCGGCUCCUGUGCCCUGCGUACCUGCUGGCAGAAGCUGCCCCCGUUCCGGGAGGUGGGAGCCCGGCUGUUGGAGCGCUUCCACGGCGCCUCCAGAGUCAUGGGGACCAACGACGGCAAAGCCUUGCUGCCGGCUGGUCACACCCUCAAGCCCCCCGACCGCGCCGACCUGCUCUACGCCGCCGACUCGCCCGACUUCUGCUCGGCCAACAGGCGGACGGGCUCCCCGGGCACGCGGGGCCGCGCCUGCAACAGCAGCGCCCUGGACCUGAGCGGCUGCGACCUGCUGUGCUGCGGCCGGGGACACCGUCAAGAGAGCGUGCAGCUUGAAGAGAACUGUUUCUGCCGCUUCCACUGGUGCUGUGUGGUGCAGUGUCACCGCUGUCGCGUGCGCAAAGAACUCAGCCUCUGCCUCUGA